AUGAAGUUCAGAGCUGUUAGCGCUCUUCUCGCCAUUGGCACCACGGCCAAUGCUCACGUCGUGCCUCGUAGCUCUGAGGCCAUUAUAGGUCUGCUGCAGCGCGUCUUCGAUUCCAUGUCCAAUGCAGACAACCACGUCCUGCAAUAUGAAGGUGGAUUCCCCUCAGCUCUUCGCCAAGCUGGAGAGGAUCUCAUCAGCGUCCUCAGCGCUGGUAUUGACACGGCGCACAAUAUGGAGCCUCUCGAAGCUCGGGAUGUGAUCGCCAUCACCCCACUCUCCCAGAAACUGUCGGGAGUCGGUGCCAAGUUCCUCAAGGACAUUGGCGAAGCUGCUCCCAAAUUCGCGGCUGGUGGAUACUGCUCUCACGUCAACACUUUUGUCCAACACCUUAGCGAGGUAAGCGAUGCUUUCUUCGAAGCCAACAAGGAGAAGUUCCCAGAAGAGAGCCAAGGCUACGCCGAGAAGGAAAUCAAGGCCACGGAUGGUCACUUCGCCGAAGCCAAAGCCGCUCUCUCGCCCCCUGUAUGCAUCGAUGCUGUCAAGGGCGGCGAGGGAGAAGGCGAGCCCAAUAAGGGUGGAGAGGGCCAAGGUGAGCCUGGUAAGGGUGGAAAGGGCCAAGGUGAGCCCAAUAAAGGUGGAGAGGGUCAAGGUGAGCCUGGUAAGGGUGGAAAGGGCCAAGGCAAUGAAGAACCCCCUAAGGAGAAGCCCAGCGCCACGACCUCCGCUGCCUGGCAUACGGGGGCCGGACAUCCCGGCAAGCCGACUGGUGAGCCCCAGGGCGGAUGCGGCAAGCCAGCCGAUCAUGGCAAUGGCAGCGGCAAUAGCACCAACCCUCAGCCCCAUUUCGGUCAGCCGAAACCUGAGCCGGUUAAGGGCGCCGGCCACAUCCUGCUUCCAUCUGUUGUUGCGGCAGCAAUGUUGGCCGGUGUUGCUUUCGCUCUAUAA
This is a messenger RNA of Xylaria bambusicola, 945 nucleotides long. RefSeq lists its product as uncharacterized. The transcript is spliced from 2 exons. NCBI's taxonomy places the organism in Eukaryota, Fungi, Ascomycota, Sordariomycetes, Xylariales, Xylariaceae. The coding region runs from base 1 to 945 and encodes 314 amino acids. The record is from RefSeq and is a predicted model, not a curated record. Gene Ontology annotation, cellular component: extracellular region.